Symbiodinium natans is the source of this 1809-nucleotide messenger RNA. NCBI's taxonomy places the organism in Eukaryota, Dinophyceae, Suessiales, Symbiodiniaceae. The record is from the annotation of a GenBank genome assembly.
AUGCACUUUCUGUUGCUGACAGCGUUGCCAUGCAUCGCCGUGGCACACAUGCGUGGCGUGACCUCCAACACGAAGUUCCUUGAUAUUGCGUUUCUAACCGAAACGGACGUCGACGAAACGAUUGCGCGAGAGGCCAACUCCAGCGGAAGCAAGCUGGCGACCCUCCGGUCAGCGUUGGAAACGACAUAUGCCGCGCUUCCCAAAUCGGACGGCCACCUAACCGAGCAGACAGUGCGCUACGUCCUGCACCGCUACUUCCUGAACCAACAUGGUUGGUUAAUCAAGGGACUCGAACCGCAAAACACCUCCUGGGCUCAUCAAACGAAGCAGGUCCAGCAGGACUGGUCGAGUUGGCUCCCGUCGUAUUUGCAGAAGAAGUUCCAGGUGCAAAUGCAGCGGGGCACCGAGCUGUCAGCGCUGGCAGAAAUGGUGGCCGUCAUCGAGGACUUGGUCCACAAGGAGGCAGAACUUCAACUCCAGGAAGUCUACGAAGCCAUGGGGAAGGAUGCAACGAUGCCUCUCAAUCGCUCUGCGGCCCUUGAGGUGAUCGACAUGUACGCUUUGGUCUUCCUGGUUGCACGCAACAUCUCCGUGGCAGACCCUAGCAAGAAUCGGAAGAGGUUGCUGGGUUUCAGGAGAAAGUAUCACGGCUUCGCGGAGAUGCACAGGUGGCUAGAGGGCUUGGUGGAGGAAAAGUUGAAGAUGGGCCAGGAUGUGGAGUUCCAGCGCCUCAAGGAGGUGGUGUGGGAGGUUGGUGACCGAUACCCAGAGUUCAACGACCAGGAGUGCCACCAACUGAAGCACACGCUCAUGGGCAUGGAGGGAGGAAGCCGAAAGCCUGGGCGAAUCCCGUUGGUAGACUUCUACAACAAGUCCAAUCACAACCACUGGAGGUUCACAGAGAGCCCUGAGUACCUCCGUGACCUGGGUGCGCUGGACGAGGCCGACCCUCAGCGGCCGCAUGUCCUUCUUGCCAAUUACCUCAGCAGCUUCAACAAUUGCCUGCGGGCCACGAGCCUCUAUGCUGUCUGCUGCCGGAACCCCUGUGAGGGACUGCUUGCGUCCUUGGAGAAGGAGGUCGGAGGACCCUAUGCCACUCCGGACCAGCUUGCUGCACUGGUGGCGAAUCUCUCCACCGAUACCAUGCCGAAGCGCUCGGGCCCAGAGAAGCUGGAGGCAAAGCUCCUGGAGCGCCUGCGCUCGAUCGGCAGCCAGGUGCCGCUGCACGGACGUCUCUUCGCCCAGUGGAUGCACCAUGCCUUUCCCCGCGAGUGUCCGUACCCGCAUGCCGCCGGCACGACGAAUCCGCAGACACCCGACGAAUGGAUGAAAGCCAUGGGUAAAAGCACAUCCAUCUCCGAGCAGCAGAAGCAAGCGAUCGUCGAAGCUUACUGCCCCUCGGUACCAGAAGACCAGGCAUCGAAGGAGUGUGGUGUUGAGACUGCAGAGCUGCCCUGGAACGAUCGGGAGGAGCUGCUCGAGGUGAACCGUGAACACAAAAUCUCUGACAAGACUUCAGCAACGCCCGCAGACGAAAUCACGACCAAUGAAGGUCAAGCCUGCUUCAGCUGGGCUAGCUUGGCGAAACGCAUCGUCCCAGGUUUAGCCAUCCUUCUGGGGCGUCGUGGACUGGCAAAGCUUCGACAUGGCCUUGUCGUCGGACUUCUGGCCUGGGUGGGCAUUGCCUUUGAGAUUCUGGACUUCCGCGUUGUUGUGGCAUCGGGCCUGCUCUACAUGCUCUGGCAAAAGGCCACGAGCCCCUGCAUUGAGAUCGGUGAGAUUCGGAAGACGGAGAAGUGUGAGGUUUAG